Messenger RNA from Owenia fusiformis, 1722 nucleotides. The record is from the annotation of a GenBank genome assembly. Lineage: Eukaryota; Metazoa; Annelida; Polychaeta; Sabellida; Oweniidae.
AUGUCGUCUGCUAGACAGAUUAGACAAGAACACGAUGAGGCACAUGAUGCCCAAGGAUAUCUUCUGCCAAACAACGUUCGAUAUGCAACUAUCAAUGAAGUUGGAACUUGUACUCCCGAUUCUAACGUCGAAACAGGAGCAAAGUAUUGCACACUAAAGGUUGCUAAAAUUUGUGCUAUCGCUGUUGCAGUGACUUCAUUAGCGGCAAACGUCAUUUUUGUCACAAUGUUCCUAAAAGGUAAAUAUUCACCAUGUGCAGUAAGUCCAAAAGGCGAUUUAGAGCCGACUUCUCCUGAUAUACGACAUAAAACCGUACGUGGUUGUUUGGAUGCCAUAAAUAUGACUGCAUCCGAUCCACUCGAAGAACGAACGGCUGAGAAAAUUGAAACCUGUUUUGAAGAGAACAAUCAUUUUGAUGCUAUUGGGAGAAACGUUACCAAAAUGACAUCUUUGAUGUAUGAUGCGUGUCCCUCUGGAGAUUUCUUGCUGGUACGAAGUAAUGACCACAUGUUUGAUAAAGUGAGGAAGGUUCGUCCAAACUGUAAGAAAAUAGUUUUGGGAAUACUGACACAACAUAUGCUACACUCCCCGGAAUAUUGCUUCUAUCUUGCGUGUAAAGUUAACGCCAACGUUGUAUACUACGAUCCAAAAAUGGAGUGCGCAGCGUAUAAAUGUGAAUCAAACUCCGAUGGAAUAGACUGGGCGUACAAGUGGACAGAUGAGUUCGCAACUUAUACAGGAAGGACAUAUGCCAGGCCACAUACAUAUAUCCAAGCUUGCCAUAAUUCGUACUUUAUGAGAAGGACAUGGACAAAGAGUGUUCUGGCUACUUGUUUCCGUAUAUCAGAUACAUUUGUCAAAAGCCUAUCGGAAUGUGUAGAAAAGGCAUGUAUGGAUAAAGCAAAUACCUUGAACUUCGUGUCCCAUAGAUUAUCUGGAUACAGUUGUGAAACACAACACUGCCAAUGGGAUGUUACCACAAACGACUACGUUUUCAAUCUUCGACCUCAUGAAGAUAUGCAUUCGAACUCAGUGGUUUAUAGUCUUUCUCAUGUUACUAGACCUAUUAAAAAUUUACUUCAAACUGAACCAGUUGAAUUUCCGAUGCAAAUUCCUGGACUGUGUGGGUCUCCAGGACACUUCAAUGGACACAAAUCAACAGAUCGGGAAAUAUCAAACUUUUUCAGCGAGUCUGGAUCCAAUACAUUUAUAUACGUAAAUGGAGAUAAAAAGUUCCUUGCCUAUACGUGUACUCCAAACCAUGAAGGAACAUAUUGGAAAUUCUACGAUAAUAAAUGCUAUGGCGACAAGACAUUUUCAAAAUGGUGGAUUGUUCCUUAUCCAGGAACCCCGAACUGUAAAUCUGACAUGUUCACUCUGAGGCGUAUGGGAGCAUCCUGUCAGAAGUCAAAUUGUGACUCGAGUGGUUCCAAGAAAGUCUCGACUGCUCGGGAUUUACGACAAUGCAUGCUACAUGCGUGUGAAAAAGGCUACAAUGUCAUUAACUAUUUUAGUAACGCGACCUCGAUUGUCUGUGAGUUGAGGAAUUGUUAUAGAUAUAAAGGUGGUGACUAUAACUUUCGAUACGAAGCCACGGGUGACACUUAUGGAUACGAUGUCUACGCAUUACAGCCUGAUUCUAACAUCUACAAUAGCCGUGGGAGUAAUUCUGUGUAUGCAAAAUACACAAUAUCAUACAACUUUCGUCUCGAUAAAACAUAA